AUGUCAAAAAAAUGUCAAUUAGAAUCAGUACUCAGUUAUGGUUCUGAAGGUACUGUAUAUUCUGGCUCAUGGUGUGGUAAAACUGUUGCUAUUAAAGUAUUUUUAAAGAAUUAUGUUCGUCGUGCUGAAAAUGAAAUGAAACUUAUCAAAAAUUUGAAUCAUCAAAAUAUUAUUAAAUAUUUUGAUCUUGAAUAUGAACAAGGAAAUGCUUAUCUUACAAUGGAAUAUAUUACUGGUGGAAAUCUUUAUGAAUUUAUUCAAACAAAAUUUACUUCAUUUUCAUAUUGGACAAUUAUAGGUCAAAUUUUAAUUGAUAUUGCUCGAGGAAUGGUCUAUUUACAUGAUCGUAAUAUUGUUCAAGGUGAUUUAAAAAGUCAUAAUAUUCUUUUACGAGAUGGAAUUCAUCAAGGUGUAAUUUGUGAUUUUGGUAUUUCGAAAUCGCUUGAGGAUGAUAUUGGAAUAAAGAAACGAAAUCAAACUGCCAAAGGAACAAUAAGGUGGAUGGCACCUGAAAUAUGUACUCCACCACCAGAGCAAUCAUCAUUUGAAUCAGAUAUAUGGAGUUAUGGUUGCAUAAUACUUGAAACUACAAGUGGUCAGGAACCUUGGAUUACUCAAUUUAAUGAUGAUGCCACUCUUUUUCGAGCUCUUCAAUGUAAAGACAAUGCACCUGUUUUUGCAAGAAUAUGUGCUAAUCAAUUUGGUCCAUCUCAUAUUUGUAAAUUGCUUAUUGAAUGCUGUUCAUGGUCAAAAACUCAUCGUCCACGUUUUGUCGAUAUUCUAAAUCGUCUUAAAAUUGUACAUGAUGAAAAUGUACCGAUUGAUGAAAAUUUUGAUCAAAUGUCUCUGGAUAUACCCAUCUCGAAUGAUUCAUUGUAUUUUAAUGAAGAUGAUAGCAAAGAAAUACAAUCAAUUCGUUCAUUACAAAAUAAAGACUUAGAUGAUGAUUCUAAGAAAAUGUUACCAAAAUCAAAUCGAUCUCAAGGACGUCUUACUGGAGAAGUUUUUACUAGUAAAGGUAGUGCAAGUGGUCGACCUAUUUAUGAAGGUGUACGUGGUGGACGUUAUUAUUUAACAUCUAGUGGAUCUAAAGUCUAUUUGCAUAAAUAA
Rotaria sp. Silwood1 is the source of this 1110-nucleotide messenger RNA. Lineage: Eukaryota; Metazoa; Rotifera; Eurotatoria; Philodinida; Philodinidae. The record is from the annotation of a GenBank genome assembly.